AUGCAAGUGUCCCAGUCGCAGUUACGACGGCGCAUCCUGCUGGUUGCGCUCGCACUGGCGGCCAUCACCAUCUGGUCCCUCUGCCAGUCUCCAUCGAAACAGAAUGAAAGCAGCACAUCUGCCAAUGCCAACUUCUGGAAACAAUUCCAGCCGCUGUUGACAGCUUACGCACCCAACUGCGAUCCACCGACUAAAUUCGGGGAUGCACCGUAUCAAGGAUUCGAUCCGUUCAGCACAAAGCAGCCACCGAGCAUGCUGCAGAUGCCUCCGCAAGAUGUAGCACAGAUGAAGAGUGCGCAUGGUCAAUUUGUCGACGCCAUCUCAUCAAACCCUCCAGCUCUGCCGUAUAAACAAGGAACGCGGGGAAUAGUCUCUACCGCAGGAGGGUCAUAUCUGCCUGUUCUGGUCAUCUCACUGCGGAUGCUGCGCAAAACAGGCUCAACACUCCCUAUGGAAGUCUUUCUUGCCGAUUGGACCGAGUAUGAAGGAUACAUCUGCAAUGUUGUUCUCCCAUCGCUCAAUGCAAAGUGUGUCGUGCUCUCAGAGAUCCUGGAUGGAGUCCCUGGCAGCAAAAGCAACAUUGAGAAAUACCAAUACAAACCAUUCGCCAUGCUGUUCUCUUCCUUUGAGGAGAUCCUCUUUCUAGACGCAGAUGCAUUCCCCCUUAAACAGCCAGAGCUGGUAUUCUCCAGUGAGCCAUUCAAGUCAAAUGGCCUGAUUACCUUCCCUGAUUUCUGGGGCACGACUGUGUCUCCUCUAUACUAUGAAAUCUCAUCGCAGCAGCAGCCAGCACCCAACCUGCGACAGGCUUCGGAAUCAGGAGAGAUAUUCAUCUCUAGAAAAAGCCAUCUCAAGACUCUUCUGCUAUGCACAUAUUACAACUUUUACGGCCCAUCCUAUUACUACUCUCUCCUUUCCCAAGGCGCCGCAGGUGAAGGCGACAAAGAAACCUUCAUCGCAGCAGCAACUGUCAUGAACGAACCAUUCUACCAAGUCAGCGAGCCCAUCCAUGCUCUGGGACGCCAUGCGAAAGAUGGCUUUGCAGGAUCGACCAUGGUCCAAUCCAGUCCUAUCGACGACUAUGCUUUGACGAAAAAGGGAGUACGGCGAGUCAAAGGCGAUACUGCACCUGCGCCCAGUCCAUUCUUCAUCCAUGCAAACUAUCCCAAGUUUAAUCCGGCGACGAUAUUUGUUAAAAACGGGCCUGCGGUAAGAGAGGAUGGGAGCUAUACGCGUGCUUGGACGGCGCCGGAAGACGUGGUGGCGAUGUUUGAUUCGGAUGUUGAGAAGCUGUUUUGGACGGAGAUUAAUUGGACGGCGUGUGCGUUGGAAGAGAAGAUUAUAAGUUGGAAGGGCGAAUCUGGAAUUUGCGACCGGGUGGAAGAAUACUGGAAGACGAUGUUUGGAUGA
Molecule: messenger RNA, 1410 nt
Organism: Aspergillus wentii DTO 134E9
Lineage: Eukaryota; Fungi; Ascomycota; Eurotiomycetes; Eurotiales; Aspergillaceae
Product: alpha-mannosyltransferase
Exons: 1
Coding region: 1-1410 (469 amino acids)
Biological process (GO): mannan biosynthetic process
Cellular component (GO): Golgi apparatus
Molecular function (GO): alpha-1,2-mannosyltransferase activity
Source: RefSeq, a predicted model, not a curated record